CGAACAAUCUUUAUGAGUGUCACUGGGUGGGGUGUGCGUUUGUCGCAGUAUUACUUAUUAAUUGCAGCUUGAGUAAAGCCCGGUUUAAUUUUGAGAAUGAAUUAUUAUUGUAAAAGUGUGUAAUUUUUCAGUGAAAAUAAGGCAGGAAACAACUUUAAGGUUUAUAAACGUCAUCUUUUCCAUUAACAAAUGACUUUCAAUUUGCUUACGACGGAUUAUUUGUGGCAAAAUUGUAAAUAAAAAAUAAGUGGGAAACAAAUAAAUAUUUAAUUAACAGUUUCAAAAUGUUUAAUAGUGCAUGAAUAAUCCUCCUUAUCUGCCAGCCGCAUGUCAAACUCUCUAUGAAGCGACGCCCACUCAGUGGUGUGUCCAUCUGCGCCAAGCGAAUGCUGACUCGAGCUUCGGUGUUCUGUGCGGAGGAUGCGAUCAAGGGGUUACUGACAAUAAAAUUAAAAGCUGACUGUGCUAACACUUCGGAUUAGGCAGCAAGCAUAGCGACUCCUGAAACCUAGAGAAGCACAGGAAACCUCCAGAAACACCAGCAAGCUAUUGCUUAGGAAGAGAGGAGACUCCAUGAGCGCCGGGAGGAGCAGGCCGGGACUGAAGAGAGCGGCGAAAUGCUCACUGGUGUGAAGGCUACUGGCUACGGUGCUUUUGCUAACAGCAGACACAAUGAAGAUGUGGAGUUCGGAGCAUAUAUUUAGUUACCCAUGGGAGACUGUGAUCAAUGCUGCUAUGAAGAAGUACCCCAACCCAAUGAACCCCAGUGUGUUUGGAGUUGAUGUGCUUGAUAGAAAACUUGACACUCGAGGAAGGCUUCAUAGCCAUCGUCUUCUCAGUACUGAGUGGGGGCUGCCUAGCAUUGUUAAAGCGAUAUUGGGAACCAGCCGAACUGUUACCUAUAUUAAAGAGCACUCCAUUGUAGAUCCAGUUGAAAAGAAAAUGGAACUCUGUUCAACCAAUCUAAGCCUAACUAAUUUUGUGUCAGUGGAUGAAAGAUUGGUGUACAUACCACAUCCAGAAAACCCAGAUGUAACUGUCCUAACGCAAGAAGCAGUAAUCACAGUUAAGGGUGUUGGUCUAAGUAGCUACCUGGAAGGAUUGAUGGCUCACACCAUAUCAACUAAUGCUAGAAAGGGGUGGGAUGCUAUUGAAUGGAUCAUUCAAAAUUCUGAAAGUGCUAUUAGCUAACAGCAUUUCCUUCUAUCAAGUAUACUAUUAUCAGUGCUGACACAGUUGUAAAUGUUUCUUCUUCGAGUGUGUCGGAGGUCAGGUAGGGUUUACUUGGCUUUAGGAUCGAUAAGCUGAUGGACUGCAAAAGGUUUUUUGCUACUCUUCCUGUCAAUUAUAUUUUGGAGUUAAGAUAUAUAUGCCUACUGAAAUACUUAAUAAUAAACUUUAAUAAAAGGCUUGGUUUAAUGACAUAACAUUUCUGAUUUCCAAACUUUCCAUGAACUUUGAGAGAACUGCAGUGCAUUUGUUUUUUAUUUUUAUUAUCAAUUCUGUAUUACUGCUCCAACACAAGAGUUUUGGUGUCCACACACACACACACAUUAUUAUAUGGCAUUUCUUUGUGUAAAGAAAGUCUCCUCUUUGCUAAUUUGCCUACCUCACAAAGCUUAUCCUUAUAUUCUAUAGUAUUUGUUCACAUGUGAAUACAGUUUAUAGUUUUUUCUUACUUUACUUUUUAAAAAUUUUACAUUAGAAAUUAACAAAGUUUCUUUUGUAGAUGCAAUUACAGUUGUUUUGGGAAAUCAUUUAUCUGUUUACUGCAUGACCACUGUCACCAGUGGUUUAGUGAAGAAGGGAUAUGCACAUAGAAACCUGCAUCUUAGAACAGAGUUUGGUAAUGCUUUGGCAUAACAAGACUGGCACUGCUGGUGGAUGGUCGAGUGUUGUGGACUUUUCUAAAAAAACAUAAUGAAAAAAAUAGUAUUGAAUGGUCCGUACAGUACUGCCAUGUAAGAAAAGUUUUACAAUACAGCACAAUUUUGUACUGUACAAUCCGUUAACUUAAAUAUUUAAUUAUGUAAACAAAUGUAGAGUGAAACAAGACACUGAAUGAACUCAACAAUUUACAUGACAUUUAAUUUGAAACAAAACACAAUGAAUCAGAUGAAGUAGACAGAUUGGUAUGGGGUGUCUUAAUUUUCAGUGCAUAUUGACAUUUACAGAUCUAGAUAUGUGUGUGUUAAUUUCUUUGUCUUCAUCAUUGAAUAUAUGCUUUGGUAGGACAGGUCAACCAAUAGACCUGAAAUUUGCGAGCUUGGAAAAUAAAAAAAAAAAAAAAAAAGAUUCAAAUUGCAAAGAGAAAUAACAAUAUCCACAAAUGUGGACAAGUCAGGAAAUGUCCGAUACUAACCUUAAUCCCUUUGACCACAUAAAGCCAUGCAUUUCACAUUUUUAGUUGACCUUUUCUAGCAAGUGCCUAGUAACAGAUACAACAAAAGAGCACAAAAUGAUAAUGUUGUGCUAAGGUGGAACAAAAUAGCACAAGAUAAAAAUGGUUUAGGAGAAGACAUGUAAAUGGAGGGCAAGUGAAGGUCUUCAUCAGCAAUCAAUACAUCAAGCUGGAAAACGGUAAGAUGAAAAUCAAAUGUCAAAAAGGAAAGCAAAAAGGUUGUUAAAGUACCAACAAAUUCAUUCUUUUCUUUGACCUGCAAUGAUGGGUGUUACCCGCAGUUUUGGAUGGAGACAUUACGUAAAUAGUGACCUUUUUGACUGUACACAUCCUGGCUGUAACCUUGGUAACAUAAAAAAAUGGUUGCACCCAUAAAAAAGGCAAUGAAAUAGCAAAAUAAAAAUUCAAAAAUCAUUACAUCAAGUCAUAAUAAAAGAAAAAAAAAUCAUAAAUGAAUUCCUUGCACUCAAAACCCAAUAAGAGUGCACAAACCCAGCAAUAAUUAUAUAAAAAGACUGAAAUAAAUUAAGAUACAAAAAUACCAACCAAUCAAACGAUAGCUUCUUACAUCAUUAAGACAACUUAUCACACUUCAAAAAAUACAUAAAGAUGAGUAAUACAGAGUAUAUGGUACUGAUAAACUGCAACAUGCUUGCAAAGACAAAUGUUAGUCCUUUACAGGCAAAAAAAAAAAAUAAAAGUAAUCCUUCACAUAAGACAUGCUCAUAUGCUGUUGUACUUUGCCUCUGCUUCUUGCACUUUGUGUAUCAUGCAGGCAUAUGCAUGGCAAUUGUUACAAGUUGGCUCUAUUUCUGAUUUUUGUAUGUUUUUCUCCAUUGUUUCAGUGAUACAACAAUCCUUUUGGGUUUUCUUUUUGUGCCACUGAAUGUGAAUCUGACGUUAAUUUUGCUGCAUUCACUGUAAUAUUUAUAAAAUAUUUUGGACCAUUUCAUCCACCAUUUUCAGCAGCUUCAUGUGCUGUUAGGAGUGUGUCCUUGGGUGUGUGAGCUGUAGGUAACAAUGCAACAGGUUAAGAAGUAGUCCAGGAUUUCAUUUCCUCAUCCAAGUUGCUAAUUCAAAGCCCCUUUUGAAAAUCGAUCCUUACAAAUAACUUUCUAUUCAAAACAUACUUUUGUUUAUUGACUUGUUGCUCUUGAAUUUUUGAUUAUGGUUUUCUUCUCUCAUUUUAACUUUGCUGCUUGUGUUACUGAUUUUUCUGUUUUUGACCCUUUUCCAUUUAAACAUCUAUCUCCAAGCCCCCUGCUCAUAAAACUGACACUGCGGUGACAUAACAGCAAUGUUAUCAAUACCAGUACAAGUGUUACUCUGUCAGCCAGAGCAUCUUUGAGCCCUGUCACCAACUUGAGUUGCCCUUGCCCAUGUGCACAUGCCAUGUUCACUAGGCAAUUCAUCAUACCAUGUUUGCAACAAUUCAGAAACUGUUGUACAAAAGUAAUUUGUUAUGUUGUGUUGGAAGAUGGAAUAUGUUACUAUAAGCAUGCAUUUUUGUUUCUGUCAUAUCACUUACAUAUAUAAAGUACUCUUUUUACUGAGGAGAACAUACUGUUACGAUAUAUUGUAAUUUGUUAAUUUUAUACUGUUAUUACAACAACACAACACCUCAAAUACAAGUGAUGGUCAGUCCAUGGUUGAAACUGUAAGAGGCUUUUUUCCACAUUUUAUUCAAUUUCUUCUGCUCGAGUAUUCCACAACUUUAAAACAAGUUUCUGCUUAAUGAAAACAUCAGUAAAGUAAUACUCUAUGCUGGCACCACAAUAAGCUCUGAUCUUGUUAGCCUUGAAACAAGUUAAAAAAAUUGCUGGGUAGAGUGUACUGACAGUUCACUUCCUCCCAAAAAUACAUUUUCUACAAUAUUUGUGUGUCCUAUAUAAGGAUCAGACUGUGUUACAUUGGAAUUGAAUUACACUGGCAUACAAAAAAUAUUCACUCCCAUCAAACAUUUUAGGCAUUCUUUUUAGAUAUCAGAGUGCUGAAUCUAAAUCUCGGAACAGAAUUGCUCAAUCUCAUCCAGUUUUUGGAAUCUAAAAUUAAAAAACAAUAUUUGUAAUGUAGGAGCCAAACUUUAUCCUGAUCGCCAACACUGCAACCAAAAUAAAGAUGGUAGGCUUUGUUCACAAGUGGUGUAAGCAACUUUCACAGUGCUGCAAAGAUGAAUUUCCCACAAAUGUAGCAAAGAUUUCCAGUUUGUUCAUGCAAGCAAGCAACAGAUUUCACUUUCACAAAAGUGAGACUUUAAAAAUAAAAACUUUCAUUGUCAGACAGCUGAGGCAUUACUGAACCUUAGAUGUGAAAGGUAGGGUUUAGUUAGUGAGAGAAAAAAAAAAAAAGAAAAAACCUGAGAAUGACAAAUGUGUAGCAAAUACUUGAAUUUCGUUUAUUUCCACUUCAAGUAAUGUUAAGAAAAAGGAAGACUGACAUAUUUCAGCUCAAAAUAAGCACUAAUAUUCUGAGCAUGAAAAAUACUUAAGUCAGAAAACAAAAUGGAAUUUUCUUUGAAUUCAAUAUCUCAUGGUACAGUUUCUCAUAGAGAAAUUACGGUUUCAGAAAUGGAUUCAACACAAGUAAGUCUAUAAAGUUCACCAGUUUUAUUUUGGUGCAGUGCAGACCAUUGCUACUUAAAAAGGUGGAGUAGUUUCAUAAAUCCAUUUAAAAUCUGCAUUAUUAUAUUAAAACUGUACUCUGAGGCAGAGUCACAGAGAAUGUUCACACUGUUUUACAUAAAAAUAUACUAAACAAUUCAAAAAAGAAUAAGCUUAUAAGAAUGUGUAUAAAAUGCUAUUCUGUCUAGUACUAUAUAUAAAUUACUUAAGGAGUUUCCAUGAUAAUGUCAAAAUUUAUGUAAAAUAUUGUAACAAUUCUGAUGUUAACUUAUAACUGAUGUUAGUGUUAUUAAUCCUUGACAGUAGAUAUGAAGAUAUUUCUGCAAAUCCCAGUAUUAGAAGAAAAUUGUGUAACUAUGUAUAAGAAGUUGAACAUUUACUGUACUUCAUGACAGUUGUUUGCCCCAAAAGGAAAAAUGUAGCUUUUUACAGAAGAUCAAGAAAUAAAUAUUAUAACAAACAACAAGAACUCUCCUCAAAAUACACAACAAAAUUACUAAAAAGAAAGAUACUUCUGACAUGGACAUCAAGUGUGUUAAAUAGCAGCAGCUACAACAAUGGGCAAUAAUGACAUUUGCUUCAAGUUGUAAACAGGAAAUGGAAAAGUAAUGGAAGUUAGUUUCGUACAUACUGUAGAACAUUUGUAUUCAGUGUAUUUAUUUAUUAAUUUUAACAUAUGUGGUAAUUUCAGGUACAGAAUAUUAUUUUAAACAGGCACAAUCUUUGCAGUCCCAGCGAAUUUCAUGUUUCCCCAAUUGCUCAAAUAAGUAAAGAGACAAUGAGGUAAAAAAAUGAGGUUGGAUGUUUGAUAUAAUGAAGUAAAUGAGAUAUGUAGUUAAUAUUGUAUGUAGAAAAUAAUCUUGAAUUGGUAAAAUUGAAGUAAUUUAUAUACAUAUUAUAUAAAGAUAAUUAAUACCUCUAUGCAUUUCUGAAUGUUUUGCUUGCAAUUUUUAUCUUGGUUGUGACAGACUUUUUGUAUUUUUGUUUCUUUUUGUUUUUUAAAGAACACUUGUACACUGUUGUAAAUCACAAAGAAAAGGUAAAACAUCAGUUUUGUAGCUGGAAAAAAACUUGAGUUUCAGAGUGAAUUCACCUGCAUACUACCAGUCUACUGUUUUAUAGUUCAUAAGUACAAAAUAAACAGUGCAUAAGAACAA
Messenger RNA from Polypterus senegalus (gray bichir), 6179 nucleotides. It is a transcript of the gene prelid3a, whose product is annotated as PRELI domain containing 3A. Gene Ontology annotation, molecular function: phosphatidic acid transfer activity. Lineage: Eukaryota; Metazoa; Chordata; Cladistia; Polypteriformes; Polypteridae. Gene Ontology annotation, biological process: phospholipid transport. The transcript is spliced from 7 exons. The record is from RefSeq and is a predicted model, not a curated record. The coding region runs from base 673 to 1191 and encodes 172 amino acids. Gene Ontology annotation, cellular component: mitochondrial intermembrane space.